Molecule: messenger RNA, 1727 nt
Organism: Helobdella robusta
Lineage: Eukaryota; Metazoa; Annelida; Clitellata; Rhynchobdellida; Glossiphoniidae
Exons: 12
Coding region: 10-1587 (525 amino acids)
Cellular component (GO): ribonucleoprotein complex; nucleus
Molecular function (GO): mRNA binding
Source: RefSeq, a predicted model, not a curated record
UUGAACAAAAUGGCCUUAGAAGCUUUGAAAGAUUUGCCAUCAUCAGAAGCAACAACUGUGUUGAAGGAAUUGAAAGAGAAAAUGUCAAAAGAUGAAAAUGAUGUUAGUUCAUUCAUCUGUAAACUGAUUGAGAACAGAAAACAGCAAGAGACAGACAGUGAGGAACAAUCCUCUGGUCCUCAAGGACCCAAUGAAGAAAAAAUCAAAGCUCUCUUAGAAAGGACAGGUUAUUCACUGGAGGUGUCGUCGGGCCAGCGGAAAUAUGGUGGACCCCCUCCAGGCUGCACCGACCCACCCCCACCCAAUGGGCAUGAGCUCUACUGUGGCAAGAUACCGCGAGACAUGUACGAAGACGAACUUGUUCCGCUGUUUGAAAAGUAUGGAAAGUUAUGGGACGUUCGGCUGAUGAUGGAUCCCGUGCAAGGGAGAAAUCGCGGGUUCUGCUUCGUCACCUAUUGCCAGCUGCAGUCUGCCAAUGAUGCGGUCGUGGGGUUGAACAACUAUGAAAUAAAACGUGGGAAGUUGCUGAAGGUCAACAUAGCUGAUCCUAACUGUCGCUUGUUCAUUGGAAACAUACCAAAGACCAAGUCGAAGGAAGAACUGAUGGAAGAACUUAAGAAACUGCUAGACGGCAUCGUUGACGUCAUCGUGUAUGGAUCCCCUGACGAUUCGAAGAUAAAAAAUCGUGGCUUUGCAUUUGUUGAUUUUGACUCGCACCGAUCUGCUUCUGCUGCCAGACGUCGCAUCAUGAUUGGUCGGUUGGUCCUGUGGGGACUGCAGAUCAUCUGUGAUUGGGCAGAACCUCUGGAUCUUGACCCCAGCGAGGAGGUCAUGGCCAAGGUGAAAGUCCUGUACAUCAGGAACUUGAAGUCCGACAUAACCGAGCAGGCACUGAGGAGCAUGUUUGAGAAGUUUGGAUCCAUCGAUCGAGUUAAGAAAGUUAAAUCCUAUGGAUUCGUGCAUUUCACUGAUCGGGACAGUGCAGUCGAAGCCCUCAAGCAAAUGCAUGGAACUAAAGUGUCUGACGUGGAGAUUGAUGUUUCUCUGGCGAAACCUCUUCUAAAGAACAAAACCAAGGAGAACAACAACAACAACAACAAUAAGAAGAACAAUCAACAUCAUCAUCAGCACAUGUACAACAAACAUGCUACUGGAUACCAUUGGGUGGUUCCUCUCUGGGGCAGGUGCUACAUGGGCAGGUCCAACAACAACAACAACAGAAAGAACAACUCAAGAAAUUAUUCAAAUUAUUACAACAACUUCUACUAUGACUACCCGCCGAACGAUUGCUACAAUGCAGCUUACGACUACUACACGUACGCUGAUGCUUACAACUACUACGAUGUCAAACAUGCAGGCCUCAUGCACAGCAGUGAUAGAGUACAAUAUGAUGCGGGAGGUCUGUUGCAUUACACGGAUGAAUACCCUUCAGUUCCUCGCAGCUACCACCGAUCCAGCUACAACAACAGCAACAACCGCUACCACAGCAGCAACAACAAGAGGGGUUCCCAUGGCAAGAAGGGACAGAAGAACAACAACUCAACCAACAACAAUAGCAAGAAUAAUGUUGUACCGUGCAAGGCCUGAUCACAUUAAUAUCAAGGAUGGAUGGAUGGACGGAUGGAUGGAUGGAUGGAAAUUAAUUAAUCACUAUUGAUGUUUUUGAUGAAUUUUUAAAUUUAGAAAUGUUGACUUUUUUAUAAGAGAGGUCAUUUUUGUUGUUAUAA